AUGUCAACUAAUAUCCCAAACGGGUUGAAGCCCGCAGAUAUCAACCGCUUUGCCACUCGAGCUCGUCAGGUCGAGAAGGCAAAGCCCGUGAUAUGGUAUUGGUGCAAUUACUGGAUUGUCAACCAGAUAUUGUCCAAGAACCUCCACCACUCCGAUGCAGAAUGUUUAAAUUUUACCACCGGACUUAUGGACAAAUUAGAGCAGUUCAAAGCUCAGCAUUCAGAUAAUGAUGCUGUAACGGAUGAUACGGCCGGUCAGGCAUAUGUGGAACAAUUUGGAUUAGAGACCUUUCACAGAGCCGAUAACGCUGUGCAAGCAAACAGGGCGUCACUGCAAACGGCAGAUACAUUCCAGGCAGCUGCAACUUUCUUGGAGCUCUGCCAGAUAUGGGGCCAAGUUGACCCUGAGAUUGCUGCUAAGAUAAAGUUCGCUAAAUUCCACGCUUUACGCAUUGCGAAGGCUGUCAAAGCUGGAGAGGAUCCGAACCUCUCCAAUCCAGAAAAGAUGGAGAACGAAGGUGGCCUUCCAAUGGAGUCGAAUAGCCCCAGCGUCGAGAAACCACAGGAUGCUGAGAUGCCUGCGCUCAGAAGAAUGCGGCAGCCGUCUGUGGAGGAAGUGCCCGAUGAAUCUGAUAGCGUUCAGCGCCGCUUAGCAGCACAAUCAUCGGCGGACGAAUCUAUCCAUCCAUCCAGAUCAUCAUCUAGACCCCCUGCUCACACUGAGAACCUACCUCAACCACCCAGCGGACCUCCUAGUAACAUACCGAGUCCUACAAUCCCCGGCAUGAUGAAUCUUGACGGGGACCUACGUCAAAGGCCCUCCCAUCUCUCCCAAGCUACAGUUCCUGACCUCCCAGCUGCACCAUCAGACUUCCCACAGGGUUCACCCAUCUCCGGCGUCGGGACGCCGGCAAACCUAGGCGCACCGCCAGAGGCAUUUCCCUCGCUAAACACCUUCCAAUCGUUUCCUCCUCCAGCAGUAGCCUCCCACGAAGCGCCGCCAUCCCCGCGAGCCUCGUCGCCUAAGGAGUUCGAGAGGAUUGCUCAUGCGCGAAAGCCAUCGAUAACUCCAUCUACAGUUCCUCCACCACCAAAGCCAGUGCCGCCCAUGCCGGCGUAUACCUCGACCACUGGUAACUCAGUCGUUGAUGAGGAUUCGAUGGCGCAGGCACAAAAGCAUGCUAGAUGGGCGGUGUCCGCAUUGAAUUUUGACGACGUGAAUACAGCGGUCAAGGAGCUAAGGAAUGCUUUAAGGCUGCUUGGCGCAAGAUGA
This is a messenger RNA of Coccidioides posadasii C735 delta SOWgp, 1272 nucleotides long. RefSeq lists its product as uncharacterized. The record is from RefSeq and is a predicted model, not a curated record. Lineage: Eukaryota; Fungi; Ascomycota; Eurotiomycetes; Onygenales; Onygenaceae. Gene Ontology annotation, biological process: late endosome to vacuole transport via multivesicular body sorting pathway. Gene Ontology annotation, cellular component: multivesicular body.